Thermothielavioides terrestris NRRL 8126 is the source of this 1351-nucleotide messenger RNA. RefSeq lists its product as uncharacterized. The transcript is spliced from 3 exons. NCBI's taxonomy places the organism in Eukaryota, Fungi, Ascomycota, Sordariomycetes, Sordariales, Chaetomiaceae. The record is from RefSeq and is a predicted model, not a curated record. Bases 1 to 780 code for a protein of 259 amino acids.
AUGCUGGGCAUGGCCGCCUCGCAUCUCUCCGUCUACGGCGGCGACUUCGAGUCCCACGCGCUCUCUCACCGGGUCAAAGCCAUCCAGUCCCUGAACAAGGCCCUGAGCACGCCCGCCCGCUGCACCGCCGAGGCCGACGCCAGGUUUGGCACCAUCAUGUCCCUGGCCUUCCAAGCCUCGUGCAUGCCCGAGGGCAUGACCGAGUUCAUGGCCAUGAUCAAGGGUUGCCAUGUCAUCGCCACCACGUCGCUGAGGGCUUUUGAGGACUCCAUCUUUCAUGAAUUCACCCGCCAUGGCUACACCUACGACGUCCGGAACGCCAUUGGGACGGCCCCAGUGCCACUCGACCCAGAGCAGGAGAGUUUGCUCGACGAAUUUCUCGAGUCUUUGCGCGCCCUGGCUCCUCUCUGCUCGAACCCGCUGGAGGUCCGGUUCAUGGCCGCCACUGAGCGCGUCGUUAGGCUGGCGCGAAUAUCCGCAAAGGCUGCGUUUGCCGAAUUCGGCCACCAGUACACCAUCGUCAACCUCGCAAGCAAGGAAGAGUUUGAAUCCUUCAUGGACCCCAAAAACUACAGCGCCCAGCUGCAGCUCAUCCACUUCAUUCUCAUCGAGUACGCCAUCGGCUACUUCGCCCUCGGCCGCUUUGGACGGCGCUUUGCCUACCGCGAGAAGUCCUCCAUCGCGUGGAUGCAACGCGUCGCGGACGCCUUGCCUGACGAGUACAAAAAAUACGCCAAGUGGCCAAUGGACUUCGUAACCAAGCGCAUGCCCUACUUGUGAGCUGUUCCACUGCGCCUCAAUAUCGCCAUCUGCGCCGGGUGGCUGGCGCUGCCUCGAAAGCCUCCUAUCACCUUCACUUCUGCAGACUCCCAGCAGUUCGCCUUGCUGCGAACACUGCGUACGACGCCUGCGCUGCCAGACGGGCCUUGCAGGUCCAGCAGAGAUGUCGGAAACUCCUCGGACAUCUGCGGACUGGCUUCCUACCUACUGCCCACACCAAGCAAACGCCGUCCCAGCUGCUCCCCAUCCCCCCGACGGGUUUCUCUCGACUGUGCAGGUCCGCGUCGCUUGCUUCCACCCUCACGUCCAAGAGGACCCAGCCCGAACGGUUCAAACACGUCCAAGAAACGAGCCGAGCGAGGCCAGCCCUGGCGACCAAACAACCCACCCACCCCAGCCGAGACUGAACGGAACAAAGUCCGAGUCUGGCAGCGAGCUGCCAGCCAGCUCCCACUUCUACAUGCCUACCCAAGGCCUGCCUGCCUGCCUGCCUGCCUGCCUUCCCCAACGCCGGCAGCGCAACAGGCGCGAUCGCCCUUAUCAGGUCGCGCUCACGUCAGGUCAUGCCAGG